AUGAAUUAAUAGAAUUCCACAAACUUUUCACCUUUAGAGAAAAAGACUUUGAAUUUUACUAAAAAUGGAUAAUUUUAACUUAUAAAACUCUUAGACCAAGAUGGAAAUGAAGCUUUGUUUGAUGCUUAACCUACAAACAACAAUAAUUCUUAAUUGUUUGCAAUAAGAAUUUAUAAAGCUAUGUCUGAUUAGGAAAAAUCUCUUAUUCGGGAGUUGAUUGAUCAUUAAGAGAAGAACGACAACGAUCCAAUUAAGACAUCAGGAAUUAUUAGGAUUUAUGAAACAGGUUUAUUCUCAAAUUUUUAAACAAUACUUAUGGAGAGGGGGGAAUCUAAUCUAUAUGAUUAUAUUUAAAAAAACGAAAAUAUAUCUAUGGAUAAAAGGAUUGAAAUUUGCACUGAUCUCUUUAAAUCUAUUAAAUUUAUGAAUUCUAAAGGUAUAUUUCAUAAAUAAAUCAGACCAGAGAGCUUCAUCCUUAUAGAAAAUAAAUUUAAAUUAAUUAAUUUUUGGUAGGCAAUAAAAGGAUAAGAUUCAAAAAAACAUUAAAUUAAAGAUUUUCAAUAGAUAUUAUAUUAAGCUCCAGAAAUUUUAAAUUAAAAACCUGAUUUUCUUUAAUCUGUAGAUACUUGGUCCUUAGGUUGUGUAAUUUAUUGGACCCUUGCUGGCAAGUCAUUUUUUGUUUCGUCUGAAAUUGAGGAUCUAAAAAAUAAAAUCAAAGAUUUUAAAGAUAAAGAAACAAAUCAAUAUUAUUUAAAGAGAAUUGACAGUCUAAGCGUUCCUUCAUAUGUUAAAGAAAAUCUGAAGUCAAUGUUGGAAUAUAAACGAUACAAGCGUAUAAAAAUAGCUGAUGUCUAAGAAUCUUUUACUAAUAAAUUAAGUCCUGGUUAAUAAAAUAAUGUAGUAUAACCUCAAGGAAAUCCACCAAUAAAUCCAUUAUUUUAAACUCAAAUAAUUCCAAAUAUUUAAAACAAAACCAAUCUUCAAUUUUAACCCUAAAUGAAUCAAGUUUUAUAACCUCCACCAAAUUCUGUUUAAUCAUAUUAAUAACAAUUUUAAUAACCUAAUCAACCCAUCUAAUUUAAAUAGCCUACAUAAUUAUAAGCAGCACCCUUUCCAUAAUAAAAUAUUUAACAUUAAUAAUAGUUGUCUUCUGGUCAUAUAGAAUAAGUUUGUCAAUUACUUCUAGGCGAAAUCAAAAAAUAAAUUUGUUAGAAUUAAUAGUAACAAAUAGUAGAUAGGGAUGGAAAAAAUGAAAUCACAGAAAGUGGUUCCAUAUAAUACUAAAAUAAUGUUGAAGAUGCUUUUAAUGAAAUUGUUAGAAUUAUGCAAAAUUUAAAUGAUAAUGUAUAGGCAGUACAAACCUAAUAAAUAGAAGAUAUUAAAAAUGAAUAUGAAUAGAAGUUAGAACAAAAAACAUAGGAAAUUGAUUAAUUAAUACAGCAACUAAAGAAUACAGAAUAAUAACAAUAAUUUUCAUAAAAUCAUGCAUCAGAUUAAAACAAUAUGUAACUUCAAGGAAGUGCAAGUUCUUUAAAUGCCAAGUUAUAAGAAUAACCAAUAAUAACAGAAUAAUAACCAAAGGACGUUUUAGAAAAAUAGAAUUUGGAGGAUUUAGUAAAUGAAGUGAUAAAAAGAUUUGAGGAGGGGAAGUAGUUACAAGAAUAAGAUAAGCAGCAAUAACUACCAAAGGAGUAAGAUUAUGACAUCUUUAUGAAACUUUACCAAACAUUACAAGCAGGAUUGAAUAAUUUUUGAUCUAUUUGGACAUUUUAUAAAUAAUAGUGUUGUUAA
Molecule: messenger RNA, 1791 nt
Organism: Paramecium tetraurelia
Lineage: Eukaryota; Ciliophora; Oligohymenophorea; Peniculida; Parameciidae
Exons: 3
Biological process (GO): protein phosphorylation
Molecular function (GO): protein kinase activity; ATP binding
Source: RefSeq, a predicted model, not a curated record